Pseudophryne corroboree (corroboree frog) is the source of this 3409-nucleotide messenger RNA. It is a transcript of the gene OGDHL, whose product is annotated as oxoglutarate dehydrogenase L. Gene Ontology annotation, molecular function: oxoglutarate dehydrogenase (succinyl-transferring) activity; thiamine pyrophosphate binding. The record is from RefSeq and is a predicted model, not a curated record. The transcript is spliced from 24 exons. Gene Ontology annotation, cellular component: mitochondrion; oxoglutarate dehydrogenase complex. NCBI's taxonomy places the organism in Eukaryota, Metazoa, Chordata, Amphibia, Anura, Myobatrachidae. Gene Ontology annotation, biological process: tricarboxylic acid cycle. Bases 271 to 3327 code for a protein of 1018 amino acids.
GUGAUGUCAACACACUGUGUGGAGGCCAUGUGAUUACCCAUGAGCCCCAGUGGUCAGUUUCCAUAGAGAAUCCCAGGUACCUGCGGCAGGGCAAAUUUAGUGGUUAAAUUGUCAUUGACUAACAGCUGGAGGGUGGAUAUACCACUGAUUAUACUGAACAGUUGCAGCUGCAGUCAGAGUGACUUCCAAACAAAUCUCUUCUCAUCCAACCUAUAGUAAAGAGUAUCCAAUGCCUACACAAAAACAAGGUGAGCUUCUAAAUGAAACAAGAUGAGCUACCUCUGGUCACUUGCUGUUCAACUAAAACCUUGUAGCAUUGGUUUGCUAGUAAGGCAGACAGCCACCCUCAGGACAUUACUACCAAGAUGCUGCGUAUAUUCCUCUGGAGCCAAAGAGCCUUUCUUAAGUGGAACCAAUUCCAGUUAUGUAGAGGAAAUGUAUUAUGCAUGGCUGGAGAAUCCUAAAAGUGUCCACAAGUCUUGGGAUGCUUUCUUCCGUAAUGCUGAUGCUGAGUCCCCUCCUGGAGAAGCACAUCAGCUACCUAACAUAGCUGAAAGACAAAACAAAGUAACGCUGUUUCGAAGCCAAGGUCUUGCUAUGGCGCCGGCUAAAGCUGAGAAGCUGGUGGAGGACCACCUUGCAGUGCAGUCGUUAAUCAGGGCAUAUCAGAUCCGUGGACAUCAUGUGGCUCAGCUGGACCCUCUUGGAAUCUUGGAUGCAGAUUUGGACUCUUUUGUUCCAUCUGAUCUUAUCACUACUAUUGAUAAACUUGGUUUCUAUGGUUUGCACGAGGGGGAUCUCGAUAAAGUUUUCCGACUGCCAACAACCACUUACAUUGGAGGUAAUGAAACCGCCCUGUCUCUGCGAGAAAUCAUUGGCAGACUGGAGAAUUCAUAUUGUCAACACAUUGGGCUGGAGUUUAUGUUCAUCAAUGAUGUUGAACAGUGCCAGUGGAUCAGACAAAAGUUUGAGACUCCUGGUAUCAUGAGGUUUACUGCUGAUGAAAAAAGAACACUGCUAGCGAGAUUAGUGCGUUCCACCAGGUUUGAGGACUUCCUGGCUCGCAAAUGGUCAUCAGAGAAGAGGUUUGGCUUGGAAGGUUGUGAAGUGAUGAUCCCAGCUUUGAAAGCCAUCAUUGAUAAGUCCAGUGAGAUGGGUCUGGAGUAUGUGAUACUUGGAAUGCCGCAUAGAGGCAGACUAAAUGUUUUGGCAAAUGUGAUACGUAAAGAUUUAGAACAGAUCUUUUGUCAGUUUGACCCUAAACUGGAAGCUUCAGAUGAGGGAUCAGGGGAUGUGAAGUAUCAUUUGGGAAUGUACCAUGAGCGCAUUAACCGAGCCACCAAUAAGAAACUCACCCUGUCAUUGGUUGCAAAUCCUUCUCAUCUUGAGGCUGUGGAUCCCGUAGUUCAAGGAAAGACCAAAGCAGAGCAGUUUUAUAGGGGAGACAAUGAAGGAAAAAAGGUGAUGUCCAUACUUGUCCACGGGGAUGCAGCCUUUGCUGGACAAGGUGUCGUAUAUGAGACUUUCCAUCUCAGUGACCUUCCUUCUUAUACCACCAAUGGAACCAUUCACGUUGUAGUCAAUAACCAGAUUGGAUUUACCACAGAUCCUCGUAUGGCCCGCUCUUCUCCUUACCCUACUGAUGUGGCUCGUGUGGUUAAUGCACCCAUAUUCCAUGUGAAUGCCGAUGAUCCUGAAGCUGUAAUGUAUGUAUGCAGUGUGGCUGCGGAGUGGAGGAACACCUUUAAUAAAGAUGUGGUGGUGGAUCUGGUUUGCUACCGCCGCAGCGGGCACAAUGAAAUGGAUGAGCCGAUGUUUACCCAGCCUCUGAUGUACAAACAGAUCCACAAACAGGUUCCAGUCAUGAAGAAGUAUGCUGACAAGCUGAUCUCCCAAGGGAUUGUGUCCUUGCAGGCGUUUGAGGAAGAGAUUGCCAUGUAUGACAAGAUUUGUGAAGAGUCCUAUACACAAUCCAAGGACAAGAAAAUCCUUAACAUAAAGCAUUGGUUGGACUCUCCUUGGCCUGGCUUCUUUACACUGGAGGGAGAACCUAAAAGCAUGACCUGCCCCCCCACGGGUAUUCCUGAGGAUAUGCUAUCCCACAUUGGCAAUGUAGCCAGCUCUGUGCCAGUGGAGAAAUUUAAAAUUCAUGGCGGACUCUCUAGGAUCUUGAAGGGCAGAUUGGAAAUGACAAAGAAUCGCCUGGUAGACUGGGCACUGGCUGAGUACAUGGCAUUUGGCUCUUUGCUAAAAGAAGGAAUUCAUGUUAGACUAAGCGGACAGGAUGUGGAAAGGGGAACCUUUAGCCAUCGUCAUCAUGUUUUACAUGACCAAGAUGUUGACCGCAGAACCUGUGUCCCAAUGAAUCACCUCUGGGAAGGCCAAGCUUCAUAUACUGUGUGUAACAGCUCCUUAUCGGAAUAUGGCGUUCUGGGUUUUGAGCUUGGUUUUGCCAUGGCAAGCCCCAAUGCCUUGGUUUUGUGGGAAGCUCAGUUUGGUGAUUUCCACAACACAGCACAAUGCAUAAUUGACCAGUUUAUCAGCUCUGGACAGGCCAAGUGGGUCCGGCACAAUGGUAUUGUGCUGCUCUUACCCCAUGGAAUGGAAGGAAUGGGUCCUGAGCAUUCUUCAGCCAGACCUGAAAGGUUCCUGCAGAUGAGCAAUGAUGACUGCGAUGCUUAUCCUGAAUUUACACAAGAUUAUGACGUUACCCAGCUGUAUGACUGCAACUGGAUCGUAGUGAACUGUUCCACUCCAGGCAACUACUUCCAUGUUCUCAGACGACAGAUUUUAUUGCCCUUCCGCAAACCGCUGAUUGUGUUUACACCAAAGUCAUUGCUGCGGCACCCUGAAGCAAAGUCUAGUUUUGAAGAAAUGAAGCCAGGUACCAUCUUCCGCCGCCUGAUUUCUGAAAGUGGAGCAGCUUGUCAGAAUCCUCACAAUGUGAGACGGGUCAUUUUCUGCACUGGGAAGGUUUAUUACGAGCUUGUCAAGGAAAGGCAUCAAAAACAGUUGGAAAGCCAAGUAGCAAUCACAAGGCUGGAGCAGAUAGCUCCAUUUCCGUAUGACUUGGUGAAGGAAGAGGUAGAGAAAUAUCACAGGGCAGAAUUAGUGUGGUGCCAGGAGGAGCACAAGAAUAUGGGUUACUAUGACUAUGUUAAACCACGCUUCCUCACCCUUCUGAACCACACCAGACCAAUUUGGUAUGUUGGACGCGACCCGGCAGCUGCUCCAGCCACUGGCAAUAAAAACACUCACCAUAUGGAACUAAAGAGAUUUUUGGACACAGCCUUCAGUUUGGAGUGUUUUGAUGGGAAAACCUUCUGAUACAGGAGAAUAAUUAGUAUAACAGAGUAUUACAGUAAUAGAAUACCUCAUAACCUCUAAAUAAAUCAUUUUAGGAACUGUA